Molecule: messenger RNA, 1280 nt
Organism: Peromyscus californicus insignis
Lineage: Eukaryota; Metazoa; Chordata; Mammalia; Rodentia; Cricetidae
Gene: Hadh
Product: hydroxyacyl-CoA dehydrogenase
Exons: 8
Coding region: 72-1010 (312 amino acids)
Biological process (GO): fatty acid beta-oxidation
Cellular component (GO): mitochondrion
Molecular function (GO): (3S)-3-hydroxyacyl-CoA dehydrogenase (NAD+) activity; NAD+ binding
Source: RefSeq, a predicted model, not a curated record
GGCCCCGCCCACGAAGCUCUGGGCCCUCCCGCGCUGUCCCCUCUGCUCUGUUUCGGCUGCUCCGCUGCGCCAUGGCGUUCGUGACCAGGCAAUUCGUGCGCUCCAUGUCCUCCUCCGCGUCUGCCGCCGCCAAGAAGAUCCUGAUCAAGCAUGUGACGGUCAUCGGCGGCGGGCUGAUGGGCGCCGGCAUCGCGCAGGUGGCUGCAGCAACUGGCCACACAGUUGUAUUGGUGGACCAAACAGAGGACAUCCUGGCAAAAUCCAAGAAGGGAAUUGAGGACAGCCUGAGGAGGAUGGCAAAGAAGAAGUUCACAGAAAACCCUAAGGCUGGUGACGAGUUUGUGGCGAAGACCCUCAGCUGCCUCUCCACCAGCACUGACGCAGCCUCGGUGGUGCACAGCACGGACCUGGUGGUGGAGGCCAUCGUGGAGAAUCUGAAGUUGAAGAACGAGCUGUUUCAGCGGCUGGACAAAUUCGCUGCAGAACAUACGAUCUUUGCCAGCAACACCUCUUCUCUGCAGAUCACAAGCAUAGCCAACGCCACCACCAGACAAGACCGAUUUGCUGGCCUCCAUUUUUUCAACCCAGUCCCCAUGAUGAAGCUUGUGGAGGUCAUUAAAACACCAAUGACUAGCCAGAAGACGUUUGAAUCUCUGGUCGACUUUUGCAAAACCUUAGGAAAGCAUCCUGUUUCUUGCAAGGACACUCCUGGAUUCAUCGUGAACCGUCUCUUGGUGCCGUACCUCAUAGAGGCCAUCAGGCUACACGAGCGAGGGGAUGCGUCCAAGGAGGACAUUGAUACCGCCAUGAAGUUGGGAGCUGGGUACCCCAUGGGUCCUUUUGAGCUUCUUGACUACGUUGGGCUGGAUACUACGAAGUUCAUCUUGGAUGGGUGGCAUGAAAUGGACCCAGCGAAUCCCCUAUUUCAGCCCAGUCCUUCCAUGAAUAAUCUGGUGGCCCAGAAGAAGCUGGGCAAGAAGACCGGAGAAGGAUUUUACAAGUACAAGUGAUGCUUCAAGAGUCCCUCCACAGCACCCCGAGCCAGCCCUGGGGCAAGAAUGAGGGAACUGUGGGUGAUGGCUGCAAGGCUUGCCAUGGCUGCCUGCCCUUGCAGUCUCUCCGAAGUAAUCGUUUGACUCGUUGCAGUAAUAAGGUUCCUCCACUGAGAUCUAAUUCUCUGCCUUAGUAUGUUCUCUUCUGUGUGUUUUUCUGUGCCUUGGAGCAAGCAUCUCUUUUCUGAACCUUGCUGGGUUUUUUUGUAAAAGCAUUACUUAGACUCA